AUGGAGGCCUGGAACGGCGACUUGAAGGGGAUUCAAAGGGAUGGGGUACGGUGGCGGCUAGACAGAGUAGCUAAAGGGUUGGAGCGACUGGAAAAGGCGGUGGCGAGACGGCGAGAGGCUGCAGCCCGUACCCAUGCACCAGCACAGGUUGACUCGUCUGUAGGCGUUGACUCGGUUGACUCGUGGCGGCUGCCAGCUGUGCGCAAGAGGAGGCAGAGGCGGUGGUGGGGUGGGUACACAAAGACGAGUAGUGGGUUCCCAGUCCUAGAGUCAUACGACUUAGCGGGGGAAAGGGAACUUGUGGCGGUGAGAGGGGUGGUGCAACCAGCGUGCAGUGAUGGUGAUGAUGGUGUUGCUGCUGUCACUGGCGGCAGUGCUAUUGGUGCUGGUGAUGGUGGUGGUGCUACCACUGCUGGCGGCGCUGCAGUGCUGGGGGGGAUGGCAGCACGUGGAGGGAUGGGGUGGCAAGGGGAUGGUGUGACUGCAGGCGCGGUGAUUGUAGAGAGACUUGACGAGAUGGUGUACUCGGAGCUCCACGCCCUCCUGGGAUGGCGUGUCAAGUCAGAGCAAGUCAACUUGUUCCGCUCCGAGGUUCCCUUCUGCCUGGCCGAAUCUUCAGACACAUCAGCUCCACGUGUCAGCAUCCCAUUGGCCAAGAACCCGUCCAAUCAGCACCCCCCUAUCCCUCUAGUCACCCUUCACUCCCACCUGCACAAGGCUCUGCCGCCCACUCUCGCCUCUGCCGCCCAUUUGAUCGCCGGGCGGCGCAUGCCCCUUGGGAUGCGGACGGAGCACCGGCCUAAACGAGACUCGAGAGGCGGCACUGCAGCGGCUGCAGCAGCAGCGGAGGGAGCACGUGCAUCGGGGAGUGAUCUUUGCUCUGGCUGCCAGCGCUGUUGCAGGCUUCAUGUGGUGGAGGUGAGUACUGGAGAGGGGGGUAGGUCUUAUGUGGUGAGCACGGGAGUGCUCUUUGCUCUGGCUGCUGCUGCUGUAGCAGGCUUUAUGUGGUGGAGGAAGUGUCGCAACGAGAGGCGGGAGCGGGAGUAUGAACAGCAGCACUAA
Molecule: messenger RNA, 1062 nt
Organism: Closterium sp. Naga37s-1
Lineage: Eukaryota; Viridiplantae; Streptophyta; Zygnematophyceae; Desmidiales; Closteriaceae
Source: the annotation of a GenBank genome assembly